CUCGUCCGCCGUACCCCACUUCUACCAGCACCCCGGUUCCUCGUCAUGCCGCUUCCGCUUCCUAUCUCGACCAGCCCACUUCACACGCUUGAUGCGCGAUAAGACAUGUAAGAGAUGCUUGGCGACUUCCCCAAAUGGAAGCACAACCUGGGGCGCCCGUUAUCUGGAUGACACAGGGCUCGGCCGCUGACGGUGGUCAUUCGAUGGCUGUGAGAUGAUGGGAUUGCGCGAUACCAGUAGAGGUAUAUCUAUGCGGCUAGGUGAUACAUUAAACAAGGUCUUCGGCACGAUCUGCAUGUUUGCAUUGGUCUCUUAACUUUUGUUCUCUCGGUUCUCUCAUUAUUGAGCACACCUCAUACAAGAAGAAAAAACUAAACAGCUCUUCAGACUACAUUAAGAUAAGAAGAGGCGAUAGAGGUAACCUAACAUUGAUGUAGGGUCUAGGGUGUUCAGCUUUUUCCUAGUUUAACGUGAGCUGGUAAACAUGGCGAGCAGCCCAGAAGAGAAGAAGGUCUUAGAGGAGACCAACAGCGACGAUGAUGUACUGGCGCAGCUGGGAUAUACCCAAGAGCUCAAGCGCAGUUUCGGUCUACUUGGGAUGGUAGGCUUCUCGUUCAGUAUCGUCACUUCAUGGACCGCACUCUCUGGUGUACUCAUUAUUGGUGUUGAGUCGGGAGGGCCACCGGUUAUGAUCUGGGGGUGGCUGUGUGUCUGUCUGGUUACACUUGCUGUUGCUUACUCAAUGGCCGAGAUGUGUAGCGCGUACCCUGUUGCAGGCGGGCAGUACUCGUGGGUGGCUAUUCUGGCACCGACGCGCUGGGCUCGCUCAAUGAGUUAUCUCUGUGGAUGGUUCAUGCUGAUUGGCAUCAUAUGCAUGGGCGCAGUCAAUAACUUUGUUGCUACAAACUUCAUUCUCGGUACCGCCCAGUUGAAUUAUGGCUUUACGAUAGAGCGUUGGCACACAGUACUGGUCGCCUAUCUCAUCACAUUCAUCGCAGCGGCGUCUAACAUCUAUCUGCCACACAUCCUAAACAAGCUAUCGAAAGCAAUCUUCAUCUGGAACCUCACUUCCUUCGUCGUCUGCCUCAUCACCAUUCUGGUCACAAACGACCACAAGCAAUCGGCGAGCUACGUGUUCAGCGACUUCGAGAACUUCACUGGAUGGAAUGCGCCGUAUGCUACAUGCCUUGGACUACUUCAAUCAGCGUUUGGAAUGUGCUGCUACGAUGCGCCUUCACAUAUGACCGAGGAAAUCAAGAACGCGCGGAAACAAGCACCUCGGGCGAUAGUCAUGUCGGUUUACAUCGGCUUCUUCACCGGAUUUGUCUGGCUAGUUGCGUUGUGCUUUUGCAUUGGCGAUCUCGAGGAGACGGGUGCUACAGCGACAGGAGUACCUGUCAUUGCCAUCAUAUUCAACAGCACGAACAGUGUAGCUGGAACAUCUACUCUAGCAUCUAUGAUCGCUAUUAUCGCCACAGUAUGCGCCAACUCGCUCAUGGCAGAGGGAUCGAGAGCUGUAUACGCGUUCGCAAGAGACAACGGACUCCCCUUCUCGAACGUCCUAAGCAGAAUCUCGACAAGAUCGGUGCCGGUUUACGCCAUCGUAUUAACAGCUGUCGUACAAAUGGCCUUCAAUUCGAUCUACUUUGGUACAACAACUGGCUUUAACACCAUCAUCGCCAUCGCUACACAAGGCUUCUACCUCUCGUAUCUAAUGCCUCUACUUUCCCGUAUUCUCGCCCACUUCUCCGGAAAGAAGACUCGUCUGGAAGGCCCAUACUCACUGGGUCGCUGGGGAAUUGUUCUCAACAUUAUCGGCUUCCUAUAUCUGGCGUUCAUCUGCGUCGUGUCCAACCUACCUAGCGUCACACCUGUGACGAGCGAGAAUAUGAACUACACUUCUGCGGCAACGGGAGUUGUUAUGGUGAUCAGCCUGAUCUUUUGGAUCAUGACCGGGAGGAAGAAGUUCACUGGGCCUGAUGAUGGGAACUUGUUGGAUGUGGGGAGACAUGUCGCAUAGUCUUUGGGGUUCUCGCUCGGUACUUUUCGCUAUAUAUCAGCGUCUUAGAGAGAAACGAAAGAUAGCACAUCUUCAAUAGUUUCCUAACCGUCUUUGUUGACAUGCUUGUGAGUCAAUAUGACGCAUAGGGCAUGGCCGAACUCGCUGCCACGUGCGGUUAGCCCAGGGUCCUGCACCCA
Molecule: messenger RNA, 2199 nt
Organism: Alternaria rosae
Lineage: Eukaryota; Fungi; Ascomycota; Dothideomycetes; Pleosporales; Pleosporaceae
Product: GABA permease
Exons: 4
Coding region: 485-2020 (511 amino acids)
Biological process (GO): transmembrane transport; amino acid transport
Cellular component (GO): membrane
Molecular function (GO): transmembrane transporter activity
Source: RefSeq, a predicted model, not a curated record